AUGGCCCAUGGCGACGACCAACCGUUGUCUAUACGACCAUCUCCCGUCGCCGAUCGCAAACCUCAGAACAUUGCAGAGUUCAUUGCUCGCGCCAACGCGCAACCUGGAGGCUUCAGAGCUAUAAACGAGGCCAAGCUAAGAGAAGAGCUUGCCCAGGAGGAAGCGGAGUAUGGGGAUGCGCUGGAUAGGGAUGUUGACAUGACCGAUGUAGACCAAGACGACGACGACGACGCGGAUGCGCCGAGAGACCUCCAGGAAGUGCGCAUGGAGAUGCUAAAGAAUCUUGACGCCGCAGGGAAUACAGCUCUUCUUACCCUCGACUUCCUCUCCCUCCUCAUCUCGAAACAGAACCCUACACAGGCUGGUGUCACUCUAUCACAAGGCCUACGCGACAUGGUUGGCAUCGGUACACUGGGCACUGACAGGCUUGAUAACCCACCCGUGACUCCAGCCAAAGUACAAGAACAGGAGAACAUAGCAUUGGGUCUGGCACUCACACAGACGAACAAAGCACGGGAUGCUGCCGAAGCUGCCAGUGCAUUCUUGGAAAAAGAAGUCACGGUUGAGGGCAAAUACUGGGAGGAGAUCACAGCGGUCCAGAAAUCCGGGUGGUCAAUAUCCAGAGUGCCCCAAGAAAGGCAUACACUUGGUGUUCGAUUUGGUUUCUCCGAAGCUGCACCCGAGUACAGGAACAGUCUAGCACCCAUGAGGCGAGGCAACGACGGGGCUGUUCAGCUUGAUUGCGGCCGGCUGGGAGGAGUAUCUGAGCGAGUUGUUGUGACAUAUGAAAGAGACGGUCAAGUUACCGGUCGCUCUGCUUUACCAGCUGAGACGGCUGCUGACGCUCCCUUGGAAGAGCGUGUUCUUGAAGCCCGAAACACCAUCUUCUCACAAGAGCUAUGGCAUGAACUGACACGCGAAGCUCGCACCCUUGCAGCAUACGAUGUCAAGCCAUACGAUUCCCGCCUCAUCUGCGAUAUAGAUCCAGCAUCCAAAUCAAGGGUCAUCUUAGAGCUGGUGCCGCUUGGCCCUCAGGCUUCUUCGGAUGACGCUCUUCCUGAUAACCAAAUCGCUGAGACGAUAUCCCUUGCGCUGCAUACCCUCCUUAGCUACGCUCAUCGACAGAACGAGCUCACCAGAACUCGCCCUAUUCCGCCUCAUAUCCCACGAUCGAGAGGCCAGCAAACACAUGCUCUUCUACGUCCUAUAAUCGCUCGCCUCAUGCACCUCCACAACGUCCAGGUCGUCACCAAGCACAUUGGUGUCCUCGUUCAGUCUCUUCAGCGCGCUGGCUUCCCGUCACGUUUCGUCCUCAACACAACCCCUAUUUCUCUCAACGACUCAGAUCCCGCGAAUCAGGGACCCAACCAACUUGCAUCGUCGCAGAUCAUGAUUCGGAAUAUGCUUCAGCCCAUUGAGUUCAACAUCAAGCUAACCAUUCUUCCCAAUGUCAGCUUCACCGUCCGCGGCCGGACAUUCCUCAUGCCCGUUACAGCGACUUAUUACUAUGUAAUCACCCCCCCGAACUCACCUCUUUCGGCUGCAUGUGCACCAUAUCGGGAAGGAUAUCCAGACGCAAAUGCACUGGCUGAUUACCUCGGCACUGCUACCACACGCCUUCUCGUCGAGCACUACCUCGCUAUUCUCCCCUCGCCAUGGUCCAAAGGCAUACAGGGCAAUGCCAUUCUCAACGCCAAGAACGAGGAUUGUCGGAUGGUCUUCACAGUCACGCAAGAGCCGACCCUCCAUCUAAAGAGCACGUCUAUCGUUGACGGGCAACUGGUGUCCCAGGAAUGGACGUGGUCGGACGACGCCACCAAAAUACAUGUUCAGGACAUCAUAGAUACCGAGGUUUCCAAAUUAAACCUCUGA
Messenger RNA from Fusarium fujikuroi IMI 58289, 1872 nucleotides. RefSeq lists its product as uncharacterized. Gene Ontology annotation, cellular component: core mediator complex; mediator complex. Gene Ontology annotation, molecular function: transcription coregulator activity. The transcript is spliced from 3 exons. Lineage: Eukaryota; Fungi; Ascomycota; Sordariomycetes; Hypocreales; Nectriaceae. The record is from RefSeq and is a predicted model, not a curated record. The coding region runs from base 1 to 1872 and encodes 623 amino acids. Gene Ontology annotation, biological process: regulation of transcription by RNA polymerase II.